Messenger RNA from Psammomys obesus (fat sand rat), 2203 nucleotides. It is a transcript of the gene Asah1, whose product is annotated as N-acylsphingosine amidohydrolase 1. The transcript is spliced from 14 exons. Bases 103 to 1290 code for a protein of 395 amino acids. Gene Ontology annotation, biological process: fatty acid metabolic process. Gene Ontology annotation, molecular function: fatty acid amide hydrolase activity; N-acylsphingosine amidohydrolase activity. The record is from RefSeq and is a predicted model, not a curated record. Lineage: Eukaryota; Metazoa; Chordata; Mammalia; Rodentia; Muridae. Gene Ontology annotation, cellular component: lysosome.
GCCCGAGGUCGCUGGUCACGCGUCGAGGGUGUGGCCUGCUCCCGGCGAAGGUGGGCCCUGCGGGGGCUGCUGCAGAGUCCUUUGGAGCUGGCAGGUGGGAAGAUGCUGAGGCGAAGUCUCCUCACCUGGGUGCUGCUGGCCGUGGCUGCCACCGGCGCCCAGGUGCAUCAAGUGCCGCCGUGGACAGAGGAUUGCAGAAAAUCAACUUACCCUCCUUCUGGACUAACUUAUAGAGGACCAGUUCCAUGGUACACCAUAGAUCUUGAUUUACCACCCUACAAAAGAUGGCAUGAAUUAAUGGCUCAAAAGGCACCAAUGGUGAAGAUUAUAAUAAAUUCAGUGAUGAAUUUAGUAAACACAUUUGUGCCAAGUGGAAAAAUAAUGCAAUACGUGGAUCAAAAGUUGCCUGGUGUGUUGGGCAACAUUCCUGGCCCUUUUGAAGAGGAAAUGAAGGGAAUUGCAGAUGUUACUGGGAUUCCUUUAGGGGAGAUUAUUUCAUUCAACAUUUUCUAUGAAUUGUUUACCAUGUGUACAUCAAUAAUAACUGAAGAUGAAAAAGGCCACUUACUACAUGGAAGAAACAUGGAUUUUGGAUUAUUUCUCGGGUGGAAUAUAAAUAACAACACUUGGGUUAUUACAGAAGAAUUAAAGCCUUUAACAGUGAAUUUGGAUUUCAAAAGAAACAAAAAGACUGUUUUCAAGGCUACAGGCUUUGCUGGAUAUGUGGGCAUAUUGACAGGAUUCAAACCAGGACUGUUUAGUCUUACACUAAAUGAACGUUUCAGUAUAAAUGGUGGUUAUAUGGGUAUCCUAGAAUGGAUUUUGGGAAAGAAAGAUGCCCAGUGGGUAGGGUUUAUCACCAGAUCAGUUCUGGAAAAUAGUACAAGUUAUGAAGAAGCCAAGAAUACACUGGUCAAGACCAAGAUAAUGGCCCCAGCAUAUUUUAUCCUGGGAGGCAACCAGUCUGGGGAAGGUUGUGUGAUUACACGAGAAAGAAAACAGGCUUUGGAUGUAUAUGAACUUGAUCCUAAGCAUGGCAGAUGGUAUGUGGUCCAAACCAAUUACGACCGGUGGAAAAACACCUUGUUCAUUGAUGACCGCAGAACACCUGCAAAGAUGUGUCUAAAUCGCACAACACAGAAGAAUCUCUCGUUUGCAACCAUCUAUGAUGUCUUAUCAACAAAACCUGUCCUCAACAAGCUGACUGUAUUCACAACCUUGAUUGAUGUUGCCAAAGAUCACUUUGAAAGUUACCUGCGGGACUGCCCAGACCCUUGUAUAGGCUGGUGAGCACACAUCAGCAAGCCUGUAUGACAUGCCGAGACCUGAAGUCUGAUCUCCUUCCAGAGGCUAAGACUCAAGGCCUGUUGUCUGUUAGUCAUGAGAUUGUCCUCAGUGUGUUUACAGUUUAGAGACUGUUUUUGUUAUCAUUACUUCAAUUUACAGGUAAAUUCUUCAAGGAAUGCAAUGUCAUGUAGAAUUUGCCAGUUCAUUUCACUUUGACGUUGGGGAAGGGUAACCCUGACCUCUAUGGAAUACAUCAAUGUUCUUUGCUGGUAUUUAAUCCAGUGUCCUGUGUGAUUAAUGCAAAAGUUCAUUCACCUUUUUAAAAUCUACAUAUUUAUGUUUCUCUGUACACCAGUAUUUUUCUCCUGGUUCUCUCUUAGAUUCAGCAUGUCAUUCACCUUCACUGUUAGUGACAGCAAUGCAAUAUCGCUGUGCUUGGCUGGAGUUUGUGAGAUGACAUUUGAUGCUUAUUUUAAUGGGCAAUAAAUAGACCUCUGAGUCCAGAAAUAGCAUUUUGGAGGGUUAAAAAUAAUGAUCAUAUAACAUGUUUUUUUUAAAAAAAAGUAUUCUCAUUUUCCUAAUUAUUCUACCUGCUAGUAACCCCAGGAAGUUGCUAGCUUUAGAAACUUGAGUUCAAGAACUCAGCACAAACUCGUUAUUUUAAACUCUUGUAUGUAUAAUCAAUUUAAUAAGUUUUUUCAUUAUCCCUUCUAACCAACAUAUUUUUUAGCUUUUCAUACAAUACAGUUAUUAACAAUAUUUUUCAGAAAUCAAUAUUUAUGAAAAUACUAACAGAAUUUAUUCAUCUUUCUAACUUUUACAAUUGACAGUGAAAUGUAUUUUAUGGCAGACUGUAUCCAUUUAGUUAUGUACAAUCUCAGGUGUAUCAUGCUCAAUAAACAGUCACUGUCAGUCA